UAAUAUUUAUUUGUACCCGGUCAAGUUCUACUGUAAUCAGAUAAACAAAACCUAGCAUCUUUAGCAACAGAACGGCGCUCCAUUUCCCCUAGCACAUUGAGCACAUUGAGCACAAUGUAAAACCUAGUACAUUGAGCAACAUAGCUUCUCCUCAUUUCCCCUGUUUUGUGCCCAACGACGUCAACCCUGCCCAGCGGAAUGAACCGUCCGAGUCAACUCUAAUCAGACAAACGAAAUUCGAACCUAGCAUCUUCAGUACAAGAACCGCUCUCCAAUUCCGCCAUUUUGUACCUAAACGUCAUCAACGUUGCCCCGUGAAAUGGACCGCGAUAACGCCGUGUACGUUCGGGGCAGCGAUCAACGGAUGCGGUAUGGGCGUGUGGUAGACGUGGCAGAUAACGGACUCAUCAUCGAUCUGCUCUGUCGCAACCACCGACGUGAAUACGCGCCAUUCAGCAGCGUCUUUCUUCCCCAUCUAACCAGCUCCAAAGAUCUGACCUGUUUGUAUACUCUGCAGCAAUCCGCCCCGCAACAUUUGUUCACUCUGUACCCGCUGGAGGUCCUCGUGCCCGAGACGCCCUCCGGUCCGUGGAUCUGGCUGCCGGGAAAAAUAAGCUGCCAGGGACCAUGGGAUAAGGCUGGAGGAGCCAUUGUCCGAUGGCGGAGUCCGGACAGCGGCGCGCUGUGCAGCGAUUUCAUCCCCGCCCAACGCCUUCGUUCCGUUCCGGAUGCCAACGUUCCAGCCGUCCAGCAGGGCUCAUUUAUUAAGCGCAGCGUGGAUCUAGGCAAGAAAUAUCGCUCACUGACCACCGAAGAGUCUGGGGCGCUUGUCAAACGGCUGAAUAGUUACAGUCUGUGCCUCCUUUCCCCAGUUUUCAUGGUUGAACUGGUGGAUGGCAAGUUGCAUUACAUUUACAAGCUUGGUAAUGCAGAAAGGAGUAUUUCACCCAGGAAGGUUUUGUCGAAAUUUGUUAUCCCAUUCCAUAAGCAGUUGCUCAAAAUCGUUAAAUAUCCUCUUACUACUCUGGUUAACGACAACGGCAAGACAUUGGCGUUACCGGCCCAACAUCUGGUCGGUCAUGCAGAAAGGUCAACCGCAUCGGAUGGCGGUACUUCGGAAAGGGAUGACCGUUUCCAUAAAAAGUUUUUCCGGUUGUUCAGGCGUUCAGCUGAAAAAAGUAAGCCUGAGGCGAAGGAAAUCGGUGUGACGAUGCCGUUACCGGCCGAAUUGUGGCAGGAGGUCUUCUCCCACUUGGACACCGUGACACAGACAAAGCUGCGCGUUGUUUGCGUCACGUGGAAUCGGCUCCUGGAUGCGCCAGCCUUGCGUUCCACGCUUGUCAUCCGCGAUAAUUAUAAGGAGGGCAGAUUCGGCCAUUAUCCAUCCCUAGCGUCUAUUUUUAAAUGCUUGCUACCAGGUAUAGAACGCAUUGUCAUAACACACCUUCAGGAAACAGAAGGAAUGAGCAGGCACUAUGCGCGGAUGGUUUUCGACCUGAUCCAGUAUGCGGUGGAUCACCAGCUCGGCAACCGCCUGCGUACCGUGCAUCUGCACCGCGUCAGACUGCAGUUUCUGCUUAGUUGCCGAGCCGAAUGCGCCAUGCAUCAGUCGGCGGAACACACGUACUACUGGCUGCAGAAGUUCACUGCGAAAUACCAGCGUUGGCACUGCCAUACUGUCCACCUAGUCGACUGCGUGGUGGUGUUGGACUGUGAGUUUUACACCGCUCCGCCGCGGGGAUUUAAAGCGCACUCGAAGAUUAAUAUCGGUACCUUGAGAUUGCCGGGAAAUGAUGAUUGCAGUGGUCGCGAAUUCUGGGAUGCGUUAGAGGCGGCACUGCCGCUACCCCAUGAGCAGGAGCUGAGAAAGCUAUUUCACUGGCUGACGGUGUGUCGGGAUUCCAGUACACAGUUCUACUUCGAGAAAGCCGUAUGCAAGAUACUGUGUGCAACGCAGUCAUUUGAUCCGCGUCCAUGGUCGCAUUACAGAGGGAAGCUGUGGUGCUUGGAGGGCCUGCGCGAUUUGCAGUUGAAGAAGCUGUCGCGUGUAACCUUGUACUUCCUAGUUGAAGUGCAAAAACAAACGGCGGCGCGGGGACUGUGGCUGCUGUGAGGGUCGGCAGACACUGCACAGUCUUGAUAAGUGGCUACAAUAGCACAUGUGCCGCUUUGGUCAAUGCUAAGCGCCGUUCGAGCGGAAAUUAACCACUUACAAAUAGUUAUAUCGUUCACUUUAAUUUAUAUUACUGUCGUUCCACAAAGUUGUUUUGCUUUUAUUUGCUAUCAGUGACUCUAUUAACUGAUUUGGAGCCACAAGAUGCAAUUUAUGUACAGGCCGUGUACCCGGGUACACUUGCUAAGGCUUCGCUAAACAGACGAAAAAUAAUGAA
This is a messenger RNA of Paramacrobiotus metropolitanus, 2390 nucleotides long. RefSeq lists its product as uncharacterized. The transcript has 5 exons. The record is from RefSeq and is a predicted model, not a curated record. NCBI's taxonomy places the organism in Eukaryota, Metazoa, Tardigrada, Eutardigrada, Parachela, Macrobiotidae. The coding region runs from base 320 to 2113 and encodes 597 amino acids. Gene Ontology annotation, molecular function: protein binding.